ACACUCGAUAGAAAUUUCUCCAGAUUCUGUUUCAUGUUGUGAACCCUCGCCAGUUAUUAAAUGCCUCUAUGGCAGAUGGCGAGAAAAAUUCAAGUUGUCUUGAGAAGUUUUCAUGCUCCCGUGGAUGAAAGAAAAACUGUCUGGCAGUCGUCAAAGGUUGAUAAACAUUUGGAACAGGCGUUGUGAUAGCGAAACCAAAGAAUUUACCCGAAACGACAUGUUUGUUUCUGACACCACUAGUUUAUUUGAAAGUGAUUCUGUGAGGUUGAGUGUCAUUAGUAUAGAAGGAAAUGUAUGGAAUAUCGAUGCCGCCCCGGAUUUCACUGUCGAAAAGAUAAAAACCAUGGCACUGUGUCACUUUUAUAAUCCUUUGGAAACUGUUAAGGUUACCCCUAAUUACAAGCUUGUCCUUGUAACAGGGAAAAGACUGCUAGUGAAUGAUAAUUCAGUUGUGCAAGAAGGUUUAAAAGAUAAUGAUGAACUGCUCUUAGUAGAAAAGAGACAGCCUUCCGCUAAAGAAAAUUUGAAUGAAGAUACUUUGAGAGCCCCAACAGAAGAAGAAAUACAUGGUGCCACAAAGGGAUUAGAACCAAAAAACACUUUAAAAAUGUACCCGCCUCAUGAAUGCUCAGCAGAUUUUCAGAGUGAAAUACGUAAAAUACUUAUUUCAUUGGUGGAAGCUUCAGCAAGAAUUUUGACACCAAGCCCUAAUGCAGAGGAAGUUUUUCAGUUAAUCCGGGAACGAUUAGAUAGUAAAGGAAAACCUCAGCCUGAUCCUCGAUCUGUCAAACAGCUUGUUGAUAUGGGCUUUUCAGAACAAAUUGCAGCUAAAGCACUGAGAAUGAACAGCUUGAACCAGAGAGAUGCUUUGGAUUGGUUGCUGGAACAUGGAAAGAAUGCAGAAAAUGUUUCUGAAUCUCUGGAAGAGAGUUCUGAUGAUUUAGUAAGUGGUAAGGCAGGAUCACAGAGUACUUCAGCAUCCAAAAAAGGUCAUAUCAAAAAAUCAGUUACUCAGACUGUAGCUUCUCUCUUGGAUUCUUUUCGUGCAUUCAAACGCCAGGAUUUUAAACCAAAUACCAAAGCUCUAAAUAAUUUAAUGGAGAUGGGUUUUGGUGAAGAUGAUGCUAUUGAUGCAUUGCGAAUAACAGGAAAUAACCAAGCCUCUGCAUGUGAGUGGCUACUUGGUGAAAGAAGGCCAAGCUUAGAAGAUUUGGAUACAGGUCUUGAUCCAGAAGGACCUAUAUACAAGGCAAUAAUGUCUAAUCCUGCUAUUCAACUGAGCCUUACUAGCCCAAAGAUGUUAUAUGCAUUCCUUUCAAUGUUGGAAAAUCCAAAUAGUGCUAAUGUAUGGAUUAAUGACCCUGAUGCUUCUCCUGUAUUAAGUCAGAUUUUUAAGACUUAUCAUUCUGAGAAGCAUGCCAUUCAAAUGAAUCGUUAUGUGGAACAGCAACAUCAGAACCAACUUCAGAAGGAUCAGAGGCGACAGACUGGCCAGAUGCAACAACAAUAGAAAUAAAAGUAAUUCAAGAAACUUAGACAUAUACAAAUGUUUAUGUCAUGGAGAAAUGAAAUGUUCAGUGUUAUACUACUUUGAUAAAUUUAUUGGUAAUACUCACAGCACAAGGACUCAACUGUUUUGUUUAAAAUAAGAAAAAAUGAAAAAUUGGAAGAAGAAGAAAAAAACAGAAAAACAUAUGAACAAACAAGUUGUUUUAUUCCUCUGCUUCCUAACUUGCAAAGAUAUAAAUACAUAUUAUUUAAAAAGUAUUUUACACACAGUAAUUAUGUUUGGAGAUGACAUUCAGUAACCAUUGUGAUGGUUUGAAUAUUUCCAUUGUUUUGUUUGGAUAAAAACAGUAAAAUUUUUUAAAAAAUGAUCUGGUCUAAUCUCUCUCAGAUGAAAUGCUUUGAUAGUUUUUGUUCCGAUGAAUCCAAAAUUCAGAAAGGUGCAAUGUCCUCAGAAGUGAUUAGAUAUUUUUAACAUUUUAAGCAUUUGUUCAAAUUUAAUGAUAUAGCUCAGAUUAUUUUAUCUUUGUGCUUUUAAAACUACUGUGCACAUACUAUGCAAGGUUUUGUUACGCGUGUGCUUUAAGCCAAAAUUCCUAGAAACAGUUUGAAGGGAUUCAAUGUAUAAAAUUUGAAGAAAGUUUAAAAAUCUAAUUGCCAAACUGGUAAAGAGUAAAAUAUCAACAAAAUCUUUGAGAAAAAAAUAUUUAUUUGAUAGAAGCAUUACCUUAGAAUGAAUGCUUUGAAAAUAUUUUCCCAACUACUAUGUAACUUAAAUACAACUUUUCAUUAACUUUGGAAUAUAUGUAAUAAAAUAUUUAAUAGAUUUUUGAAUUAUUUUUGUGUAAUCAAACUAAUCAAUUAUUUUAAUUUUUGCUACAAUUUUUGGAAUUAUGAAGUAGACUAAGAUUAUACAUUGAACAGCUGGUGUGUUACCAGAACAACGUUAUUGAAUUGAAAAUUCUGUUUAUGUAUUUUCAAAAAAUAACAUUUUGUUUUGAGUCUGAGAUAAAAAAGUGUUCUUUAGUUCGUUUUGGAUUUUUACACAAAUCUCUUUUAAAGGUAAUUGUUUUAAAUGAAUCACUGUUUCUGUUCAGUAAAUUUAAGAAGAUUUUAACUGUUAUUUUGAAAACUAAAUGAAUUUGGGAAAUCUUUCUCAACUUUCACAUGUACUUGUGGAAAAUUUAAAAGUUGUUCGUAAUGUUUAAUUAUUUUGGGCAGCAACCAUACUGGACAUUGAAUAAGUUGCGUCUCUCUCCUAGACUUCGUUAAAUUCUGCUGGUCAGUGGUGAACAAAUUCUUUUAAUUUAAUUAUCCAAUUUUGGAUUAUCUUUUCACCAUGCAGAAAUGAGUGAUUUUGAGUUAUACAUUAUAGAAUGGAGCAAAUUCAAUGUGAUGUGUAAAGUGUUUUGAAGAUGAGCCAAAUUGUUUGGAAUAAAUAGCUAAGCAGCAUUUCCUACUUUUCAAAAAUAAAAAUUAAAAGUUUGAAGUUUAAAAAUCUUACGUGUUCUAAUGGGACAGUGCUCACAAUUUCUUGAAACAUUCUCUGUUUGCAAUUAAACUCUUUUUAUAAAAAUCCAUCCUCGAUCACCAGGGACAUUAAUAUAGUGGUGGAUUUUCAAAAACUGGCAUUUAAAUUUUUGGUUGCAUAAUGCCGUUUGAUUGAUGACCUUAAGGCAUUUGUUUAUUGGCAUUAGGCUUAAUCCUUAACAUAUUUGAACGGUGAUGUUUCUAGUCAUUCAUGGAGUUUCUGACACAGUACUAUUAAUAAAUGUUAUUUUUAUUAUGUAUUUUCUUUAAUGUUUAUUACAAUAUUUAAAAUUUUAUGUGAAAUGAUUGUAUUGGAGGUAAAGAUACAAGUAAAAGGAAAUAUAUGGAAUGUAUUUUGUUAUUAAUACCACUAAGCCAAAUAGUAUUUGCUGCAAAAAGUAGGUGGUGUGUGUGUUUCCAGGGGAAAGUGUGAUUAGAAAGAUCUCCUGUGAGAAAAAUCUUUACCAGUUGUAAUCAUUAUUUGUGUUAUCUACUGUGAUAUUUUCUUAUUCCAAUUUUUUGAGGGAAGAAUUAUUAAAGUUUGAAUAAAAUAUAACAGACUACAUUACAGUAUGUCCAUAUUACAAAAAAAUAUAAUUGAAUUCUAUUUCACUAUAAAUCACAUUUAUGAACAUGUAUUAAAUUUAUCCCAAGCAAAUGUAACAGAAGUAUUCUAUGCUGUUUCGUAAUUUCUUUUUGACAUUCUCCAGAAUGCAGCAAUAAUUGUUGAAAGGCCGUGAAAUAUAAACAGAAGAGAUGAUAAUUAUUACUGAAUGAACUGCCUUUUUACUGCUUGUGGGAAAAUGCAUCUCAAAAAAUGAGUGGUCAAAAAUAGUUAAAAUUUCCGUCAUAUUAUUUGAUAAUUAAUGGAAAGUCCCAAUAUUACAGAAGAAACUGCAUGUUGAAAACCUAGCCACGAAAAUACAAUAGUUCCAGAUCCUCUAAUGUUAAUAAAUGGAAAUGAAUUAUAAAAACAUGUCAGAAUCAAUGUUUUCUGGGUUCCUGGAACUGAAAAAUGUAUUGAUGGCAAAAUAUCUGUCUGUCUGUGGACAAUUAGCUCCUCGACUGUUUGGAUGACAUUCUCCAAAAUUGAUAUUACAUGACCGAUCUGAACAAACUCGAGACCUUGCAAGUUUGAAAUGGAUAUUUUGAUUUUUGAGGAUACUUUUCAUGAAGUCUCGAUAUUUUCAAAAUGUUUGUCAAAUCUUUGCCCUCUUGUAGCCUAGAGGUCACUUUCGCUGUUCUUUUCUUUCUUAUAUAGAAUAAAGGGUACUGUAAAAAUAUGCUAGUUCUCAUUUUCAUUGAACAGUGAAUUUUUCAAAAUUACAAAUCUUAGAAAUAAUGUGAGAAAAUGUGCUCUUCUCUCCUCACUAGUUUUUCCUAAGGUGUAAUAAUUUUGGUGUAUCUUUUGUACUCUUUUGUCCAGUAGCGUUAAACAAAACAAUAUAACAAAGAAUUGAAGAUUUUUUAUGGUAAAGUCAGAAUUAACAUGUAAUAUUUAUUUGGAAAACUUGCUCAGUACAAAAUUUUCUUCCAGUGAAAGGUAAAAUAAAUAAAUAAAUAUGUUUGUUGUAAUAAUUAAUUUGUCAGCAGUUAAUUAUUACAGUAAAGAGGAGUUGACUAUAAAGCAGAGAUCUUUCUGUUUACGCUUAGCAAAGUUUACUUUAUUUGACGACUUAACCUUUUUGACACCAAUAUUUUAUGAAAUAUUGCAAUUUUAAUCAUAAUUACCAACAUUUAUGACAGAAAACUCUGAUUUAAGAGAUUAAAUAUUAGUGAUGGUACAUAAUUUACAAUCACAAAAUUUUAAGUCCAUAUUUUCUUGCACUACUCUCAUUUAUUACAAGAAAGGGUAUUUAUUUGUAUAGGCAGUUAAGCUUUGCAUUGUGUAGUUCCUUUUUCCACUCCUCUGUUUAUAAAGAAAAAAAAUAAACAAUGAAUUCAAACACUUUGAUACUUAUUUUGCUGAUUGUUAUUUGUGACAAAGGAAAUUUGAAAAAGUCUGUGAUAUAAAUGUUUAUUAGUCUGAAAUCCUGUGUUUAUAUUCUAUAACAAUGGUCUUGUGGCAAUGAGUGUGUAACUGCGCUUAAAAUGCAUGUUUGUAAACUGUACUUUGUAUGUUAAAAUUGUUUUAUCUUAGUGAAUACAAAAAUGAAUUAUAGUUCUGCUUGUCAAUCUGAUGUCAUCCAAUUGAGACAUUAAAAAAUACACUACUUGUGCAGGUAAAAAUAUUAUAUUUAUCCAAUAAAGAAGACGAUCUGUUUAAAAAUGUAUGCAAAAAUCACAUAUCAUACAUAGUAAAUACUUCACUGAAGUUAAUGCACGAUAUACAGAGCCACAUAUAGGAUUUUUUAUGGGGAGGGGCUAAGGGUAGAAUCCAAAAGACUUUUUUUCUUAUAAAGAAUUUUUUAUUUAUCCUGAUCAUAGAACAUUUUUAGAUAUUAAUUUAUAGUUAAUACGUAUAAUGUUAACCAUUGAUACAUUGAAUAACUUUCAUUAGUAUAGAAAAUUAGUGAAAGCUGUAUUUUUGAAAUGUGUAAACGUCU
Messenger RNA from Gryllus bimaculatus (two-spotted cricket), 5582 nucleotides. Lineage: Eukaryota; Metazoa; Arthropoda; Insecta; Orthoptera; Gryllidae. The record is from the annotation of a GenBank genome assembly.